This is a messenger RNA of Teleopsis dalmanni, 4828 nucleotides long. RefSeq names its product amyloid beta A4 precursor protein-binding family B member 1-interacting protein (gene pico). NCBI's taxonomy places the organism in Eukaryota, Metazoa, Arthropoda, Insecta, Diptera, Diopsidae. The record is from RefSeq and is a predicted model, not a curated record. The coding region runs from base 999 to 4079 and encodes 1026 amino acids. Gene Ontology annotation, biological process: signal transduction. The transcript is spliced from 4 exons.
GCAACUUUUGUGGGGGCGGUACCAGCAGAAACUCGGUUCAACUCAGUAUAAUUAAUUUAUAAUAAAUUUUUUAAUGUUUUAAAGAAUAAACAAAUAUUAACAUAAACUUAAAACAAUCAAUAGAAGUAUUGUGCAUUUGAAUAUUGUAAAAAUAAGUGCAUAUAUUGUUAAUAAUAUAAAGAAAUUUGCAAUCGAAAAAAUUCUUAUUAGAAAUAAAGUAAGAGAAGAAAGUGCGUGAAGAGGCGAGUGUGUAAUAAAAAUGGCUGAAUUGUAUGUGCAAUGGUACACUGCUGAAGAAGAAGCAAAAUAUACAGGAUUAAUGUAAUUAUUGUGUAAAAAACGCAAGAUAACACAGAAAGAAGUUAAUAAUAAAAAAAUUAAACAGUUCAAAAUACACACAACGACUACACCCAAAAAAGAGUAAAAAAGCAAAAAGGCAAAAACAAAAAGAGGCAACCGCACAACGUAAAAUGCAAACGCAAACGUGCUUUUGUGUGUAGGAGUUUCGAGUUAAGAGUUGGAAACGAAGUUAAUAGUGAAACAAUGGAAGCGCUUGGACGGAUAAAUGUGGAAAUUGAAAAUUAAUUGUAAUUCAUACACCGCCUACGCAUUUCGUAUGUUUUUUUUUCGUUAAUAUUUUUCGUUUUAAUUUUUUUCGUUUUUGAUAGUUGCAAUACGAAAAGAAACUAGUGUAUGUUAACGUUUGUUCGGUAAAGAAUAAAUGCAUUUGAAGUGAAGUUUAAAGUUUGCUUUGCAAGUUGCUAGGGAAUUACACACAAAAACGGUUUUACGGUCUAAUCAAGUUUCAGUUGCCAUACAAAAAAAAUGCAUUGUAAGCAAAAUAAAUUUAUAUAAAGCAAAUACAAAUUAUUGUAUUUAAUAUAAAAUAGCACAAAACAACAAAUCAAAGCUUAGUUGCUAGCAAAUUUGUUGUUAUUUUGUCAUUUCGUUACUGUUUUUGCCAGUCUUCGUGUGGUCGUUGUUGUUUUUGUUGUAAUAUGGAUUGCAGUCUUGCAGACCAAAAUUCUUUGAAUUGUCUUGACGAAUCUAUUAAAAAUUUAACAAAUCUUGCUGGCAGCCCCCUGAAAAGUGAAAAUCAAACGACAACGACGACUGCGGCGGCGGUAACGGCAGCGGUAAAAUUGCGCAAAUAUAGCGAUCGUUGCUUAACAACGCCUGAAGCAAAAUCACACACUUAUCGCAUUUCCAUGGCGAAUCUGGAAGAGACACAAGAGUCCGAGCUAGAUGUCAUACUUGGCGAAUUAAGUUUACUGGAAGCGCAAAUAAAUUGUGGUGAUGCAGCAUUUUUACCAGGUGUCACAGCUGGUAAUGGUGUUAUGUUGGGAUCCUGUGCGCUGACAGGCGCAACAACAGUUUCCAUAUCAGGUUCAUCAGAAAGUGGUUGUGGUACACAUUCUUCAGCUUCGUCCAGCGUAUCUGAAAAUGGUGUAAGCAGUAGCAGUGUCAGUGGCCGUGAACCUCGCACUGAAUCCCCUGAUAAUGACUCAGCAUUUAGUGAUACUGUUUCGCUUCUAUCAAGUGAAUCAUCAGCUUCGAGUAGUGUAAGUUCUGCACACCACCAUAAGCAGCUGCAAUUGCAACAGCAACAACAACAAUUGCAGUUGCAGUAUUUGCAACAAUUGAAUAACAGUUCGCUGAAUAGUAGCAGUAAAGCUGCGAAAAUACAGCUAGCGUUGCACAAACUUGAACAUGCUUCUAUACGUCGUCUUUUUGUGAAGGCUUUUACAUCAGAUGGUGCUUCGAAAUCCUUACUUGUGGAUGAGCGCAUGACAUGUGGUCAUGUUACCCGUUUACUCGCCGAUAAGAAUCAUGUACAGAUGCAACCUACUUGGGCGCUUGUCGAAAAUUUGGGAGAUUUACAAAUGGAGCGUCUCUUCGAGGAUCACGAAAUGCUGGUGGAUAAUUUAAUGACAUGGAAUUCGGAUGCUGGGAAUCGCGUUUUAUUUCAGCAACGUUCGGAUAAAAUAUCACUUUUUGCUAAACCAGAAAUUUUUCUACCUGGUCCACAAAUGGCGCCGGGUAGUUUACAUGAUGAACAUACACGUGCCAUGCUAUUGGAAGAGUUUUUCGAAUCAAAUUCUCAGUUACAAGUUGAUGGGCCCCUCUAUAUGAAAGCAGAUUCUAAAAAAGGUUGGAAGCGUUAUCAUUUUGUGCUACGUUCGUCCGGUUUAUAUUACUUCCCUAAGGAGAAAACGAAAAAUACAAGAGAUUUGGCUUGUUUAACAUUAUUUAGUGGCUAUAAUGUAUAUCGUGGCCUGGGUUGGAAGAAAAAAUGGAAAGCACCAACAGAUUACACUUUUGGUUUUAAAUCGGCUGUAGAUUCUUCACUGGGCAAGUCUUGUCGUACACUGAAAAUGCUUUGUGCAGAAGACUUGGAAACUAUGGAAAAAUGGGUGACUGCGAUACGUAUCUCGAAAUAUGGCAAACAGAUUUGGGAUAAUCAUAAAGCAUUAAUGGAUGACUUAAGCUUAGGCGAUGGUGUUUCAAAUAGUAGUUUUGCAGUCUCUAUGCGCAGUGAAUCCAUAAGUAGCAUUUCCUCAGCAGUUCCUUCGCAAUGCGGUAGUGUUUCCUCAGCUAUCUCAAGUAUGUCUAAUUCAAGUGGACGUAUUUCACGAGCUUCAUCAUCCAGUUCAAGUGGUUGUCUUUCUGAUGACAAUAAUGGUUUUGAUUCCGAAUUCACAACGGGUACAAUCAAGCGCAAACCAUCAAUGAAACCUAAUUUGCCGCUAACUACGAUGACUAGACAAUUAAAGGAAGUAGGUGAAAUUACAAUUUGUGAAGCAGAUGGUAUUGGACAAGAUGCAACAUCACCUGAACGUAGCGGAACAUUAACAAGACGUCAUAGUAGGCGUAAAUCACAAGAAAGCAAUGGUAGUGGCACCUUAAAACGCCGUCAGCCCAUUGCAGCAGUAGCAAAACGAGGCUCGGCAGAAAGCAUGAAUGCUGGUGCUGGUAAUUCGUCAGGUUCUUCAAAUUCCACUCCAACACCAACACCAAGUAUUUGUGCUAAACCAUUAUUGGAAUAUGAAACAAGAUCUCCUAAUGAAACUACAAAUUGUAUGACAUCUUCUACGCUAUCAUUAGAUUCAUUACCUCCACCACCACCACCACCUAUAGUGGAUGAACAUGAAAUUUAUGGUUCUCAGUUAUCACUUGCAUCGCUACCACCACCGCCACCACCAGAAGAGGUUCAUCCCUAUGUUAGCAUGCCACAACAGCAACAGCCAUUACAACAAAUACAUUUUAAUGUACCACGUACAAAUGGUGGACCACCUGCAGUACCCGCUAAACCAAUGAAACCAGCUGUCAAAGUAGCUCCACCAUAUAAAGCGCCUCCAGAUUACGUUCCUCAAGCAGUAAAUAUUCCGAAUACUCCAACUAAUAAUACAGGUACACAGAAAAAAGUGUCAUUUGCCGAUUCACCUGUAUUGUUGCGACGUAAAAUGUGCUCGCCUGAACCACGUUCGCCAUCAACACCUACACAACAAGUCAUGCCAACACAUUUUUAUACACAUUCAACUGGUCCGAUACCACCACCACGUGCAGAUAUAACUCGUCUCUCCAAUACAUCAUCUAACAGUAGUAUGCAAGAUUUCGGUUCACCCAAACGUUUACAAGAGUCUUCAUCUAAUCCUCCACGUGACUUUUUAAAAGAUCUCCAACGUGUCAUGCGCAAAAAGUGGCAAGUUGCACAAAAGUGUAAACUUGAACCGGCUACUACGCCUCAUGAAGUUUUAGGUUUUCGUGAUUUUACAGACGAAUUACAUAAUCUAGCAGCAGCCGGAGCUUCAUCACAUUAUUAUCGUGAAACAGCAAAUGUAAGCAAUUGGGUGCAAGAGCAUUAUGGUGCUGGUGCCAUGAUACCGCCAGCACCACUUAAUGAGUAUGCACUUUAUGAAAAUUUACAUAGCAGCAACGGAGAUACACUUACUGAGCCUCAAUUUCCUGUUACUGCAGUGGCGCAGGCGUCACUUAUAUCAGCUGCACAACGUAAAAAGCGUCCACCACCACCGCCACCUAAACGCAGUGAUUCCACCCAGCUAACACAUCGUGCUUAGGGGUGUGGUAUAACUUUAGUUAAUGUGAUUAGGUGACUAUUUAAAAGAUCUUCAACGACGAAAUGACAUCAAGAUAAAUAGGAAUAAAUUUAAUUCAUCGCAUAUAUAAACAAAAUAUAUUUGUAUAUAAUUUUAAACAUAAAUAUAGAGUUACUAAUUGUUGAUCUGUGUGAAUCUUUAAGGUUAUUAAGACAAUUAGUCUCUGUGCUAUAAGUUGCAUACAUAUUAGUAAGGGCCAUGUUAUAGAGAGAGUCAUUGUCAUGUCAAAUUUAAUUUUGUUGUUGUUUUCAAUGAAAAUUAUAAAUUUUAAAAUAAGAGAAAGAGAAUUUCGAUUUAAAUUUGGUCAUGGUGAUGAGGUUUUAUGUGCCUCGUCAUAUUGUUCAAAACAAAGUUGCUCAGUAAUAAAUGUUAAAUGUUUGCGCGUAUUAGAAAGAAAUGAGUAUCUUUUAAAUUUAGGCACAAACAACGUUUAAAAAUAGUACUAAAUGUAGAAAAUUGACAAUUGUGAUAUGACUCUCUGUAUAACUUGCCUUUUGGUCAUGACCAAAAAGAGCAUAAAAUGGCCAUAAGUAAUGCAUUCCUAUUUAUCCUGUCUUAAUAGCAUUUCGCAAUUUUUAUAACUUAAAAAAUUUAAUAAAUUUUUAAUUAUUGAAAUUUUAUGUAAUUAAAGCAGCUGGCGAUUUAAAAAAGCCAUAUUUAGUUCUCUCGCGCUUAGUAAAAUAAUCGGAGAUAUAUAUUUGUGUAUUAUA